Galendromus occidentalis (western predatory mite) is the source of this 718-nucleotide messenger RNA. RefSeq names its product zinc finger matrin-type protein 2. The record is from RefSeq and is a predicted model, not a curated record. Gene Ontology annotation, cellular component: spliceosomal complex; U4/U6 x U5 tri-snRNP complex. Gene Ontology annotation, molecular function: nucleic acid binding; zinc ion binding. The coding region runs from base 83 to 718 and encodes 211 amino acids. The transcript is spliced from 2 exons. Gene Ontology annotation, biological process: mRNA splicing, via spliceosome. NCBI's taxonomy places the organism in Eukaryota, Metazoa, Arthropoda, Arachnida, Mesostigmata, Phytoseiidae.
GACACUCGACGCGACACCCCUCGAAAGACUUGGUGUUCCUAGCUCAAGUUCUCCGGUAAACUGACAAUCCCACUCGUCAGCAAUGAGCCUCCCGAAUCCCGGUGAUCACAGAAGAAAAUGGGAUCGUGACGAAUACGAAAAGCGGGCGAAGGAACGCGCCGAAGGAGACAACGAGAAACGAUCGUUGUCAGACGACGAUGAAGACGGAUGCGGACCCAGCGUCGGACCUUCGAGCUCGCGCGAGAAGAAGCCGCAGCGCGAAUUGCUCAAACCACGACAAUAUAAAGUGGAUCUCGACUCACGCUUGGGUAAGACGACAGUCAUAUCGAAAACAGCCGACCAUUCGCAAGCCGGCGGCUAUUACUGCAAUGUAUGUGACUGCGUUGUCAAGGAUUCGAUCAAUUUCCUCGAUCACAUCAACGGCAAGAAGCAUCAGAGGAAUCUGGGUAUGUCAAUGAAAGUGGAGAGAUCCUCGCUGGACCAAGUGAAAAACCGGCUCGAGAUGAAUCGCAGGAAGGUUGAGGAGAAGAAGAAGGAGUACAACCUGAGCGAAAGGAUACGGGAAGUCGAAGAGGAGACUGAACGUAUGAAGGAACACCAGAAGGAGAAGAAGAAGGAAAAAAGAAGAAAAAUUGACUCCGAGGACCAGGGCCUGGACCCUGACAUGGCGGCGAUGAUGGGGUUCUCAGGUUUCGGGGGUAGCAAAAAAAACAACUAG